AUGUUACAUAUACCUUUCGUUUUAUGUCUAUUCAUUUCACUUGCUAAAACACAGUAUAAUUAUCGUCAACAGCAAUAUUAUCCAUGGAAUAAUUAUAAUUCAUGGUCAUCGUUUUCGCCAAAUAAUCCAGUAUGGAAUCAGGCCUUGCAAACAAAUCGUGCUAACGUUUGGGGAAAUCUUUUAAACGACGAUACAUCUGUAUUACCAUAUGGAUCACGAAUUAGCGUAACACUAUCUGACGUAUCUCUUCAAGAUACGGCUGCACGUCCUCUUAAUACAUUUGUUCUGCAUGGGUCAUAUCGUUUUCCAAUUGCUUAUAAUAUUCCAUAUUCGUUAAUGCAAGUGCAAGGUAAUAAUAUUCAACAAUAUUCUAUUCAAGCUCGUAUUGAAAAAGAUGGCCAAUUACUUUAUAUUAAUGAUGAAUAUACACCGGUACAAUUAGUGCCAGCUCCUAUGAAUCCUAUUAAUGUUAGAAUGAAAAGAGUUGAUACAUCAAUGUAUCCAGGAAAUAAUGGCGGAAUCUAUACGACUAGACCACCGUUUAUGAAUGCCAAUUAUAUUUGUCAAUUGAGACCUGAUCCAGGUUUCUGCUAUGCAAGUAUACAACAAUAUUAUUUUGAUACACAAUUGCGAUUCUGUCAAGUUUUCACAUGGGGUGGUUGUGGUGGUAAUUUAAAUCGUUUUUCAACUCGAGAUGAAUGUGAACGCACGUGUUCGAUAUAUCGACGACGAAUUACCAAUAAUAAUGCAAAACAAAAAUGGGUUAUCUAA
This is a messenger RNA of Rotaria socialis, 771 nucleotides long. The record is from the annotation of a GenBank genome assembly. Lineage: Eukaryota; Metazoa; Rotifera; Eurotatoria; Philodinida; Philodinidae.